Emericellopsis cladophorae is the source of this 1581-nucleotide messenger RNA. RefSeq names its product Ammonium transporter-like protein. Bases 1 to 1581 code for a protein of 526 amino acids. The transcript is spliced from 3 exons. Gene Ontology annotation, biological process: ammonium transmembrane transport. Gene Ontology annotation, cellular component: plasma membrane. The record is from RefSeq and is a predicted model, not a curated record. Gene Ontology annotation, molecular function: ammonium channel activity. NCBI's taxonomy places the organism in Eukaryota, Fungi, Ascomycota, Sordariomycetes, Hypocreales, Bionectriaceae.
AUGUCCUACUCACACGUCGGUGCCCCGGUGCCCUUCAAUGGCACGGACGAAGUCCACGGAGGAGACUCUUACACCGAGAACCUCAACCAGUGGUACCAGGCCGGUGACCAGGCCUACAUCAUCAUCUGCUCCUGCCUGGUCCUGAUGAUGAUUCCCGGCAUCGCCUUUCUCUACUCCGGCCUCGCCCGCCGCAAGUCCGCCCUGUCCAUGCUCUGGACCGUCAUGAUGUCCUUCUCCGUCGUCGUCUUCCAGUGGUACUUUUGGGGCUACUCGCUCGCCUUCAGCCCGACCUCCGGCAACCCCUUUAUCGGCGACCUGCGCAACUUUGGCCUCAUGAAGGUCUGGGCCGCCCCCUCGCAGGGCAGCCCCCUCAUCCCCGAGCUGCUCUACUCCUUCUACCAGAUGAUGUUCUGCGGCGUCACCGCCGCCCUGACCAUUGGCGCCGUCGCCGAGCGCGGCCGCGUCAUCCCCGCCAUGGUCUUUGUCUUUUGCUGGGCGACCCUCGUCUACUGCCCCCUCGCCUACUGGGUCUGGAACGGCAACGGCUGGGGCUUCCAGAACGGCGUCCUCGACUACGCCGGCGGCGUCCCCGUCGAGAUCGGCUCUGGCAUGUCCGCCCUCGCCUACUCCUGGGUCCUCGGCCGCCGCAACGAGAAGAUGAUGAUGAACUUUCGCCCCCACAACAUCUCUCUCAUCACCCUCGGCACCGUUUUUCUGUAUGUCGGCUGGAUGGGCUUCAACGGCGGCUCCGCCUUUGGCGCCAACCUCCGUGCCGUCAUGGCCAGCUGGAACUCGUGCCUCACCGCCAUGUUCGCCGCCAUGACCUGGUGCCUCCUCGACUACCGCCUUGCCAAGAAGUGGUCCAUGGUCGGAUGGUGCUCCGGCACCAUCUCCGGUCUCGUGGCCGCCACGCCCGCCUCCGGCUUCAUCGACCCCUGGGCCUCCAUCAUCCUGGGCGUCGUCGCGGGCGUCGCCUGCAACUUUGGCACUAAGAUCAAGUUCCUCAUCGGCAUCGAUGACUCGCUCGAUGUCUUUGCCGAGCACGGCAUCGGUGGCAUUGUCGGACUCCUCUUCAACGCCUUCUUCGCCACCGGCGGCAUCAUUGGCCUCGACGGCGUCAACACGGGCACUCCCGGUGGCUUCAUGGACGGCAACUACGUCGUCAUUGGCUGGCAGAUUGCCGCCAUUGUCGCCUCGUCCGCCUAUACAUUUGUCAUGUCCGCCGCCAUCGCUAAGAUCAUCGACUUGAUCCCCGGCCUCAAGCUGCGCGCCUCAGAGGAGGCCGAGCUCCUCGGCAUGGACGACGACCAGCACGGCGAGUUCUCGUACGACUACGUCGAGGUCCGCAGGGACUUCCUCGCCUGGAGCCCCCAGCGCGGCGAGCCCGCCCAGGACGGUGACGUCCUCGAGCCCCAGCACGGCAUCCGCGAGCACGCCCAGAUGUCGUCGCCGCCCAGCAGUGCCGGGCACGACGAGAAGGCCCACCAGCCCCAGGCUGCUACUGCCACUGCUGCUGCUGGCCAGGAGCCGUCCGAGCUCGAGCCCGCCGCGGCCGCGCCCACGAACGAGAAGAGCGCUUGA